CUUAUAGCCAAUUGCGCGGCGGAUUACUGUUCCAGUGUUGCUUCCUCGCGGGUAGAGCGGGUGUUCAUUGUCCGGGAGCGUGCGUGGAUCCGAAAGCGAGAAACAUGAGGGGUGAACGAGGUCGCGGACGUGGACGCUUUGGUUCCAGAGUGGGCCUGGGCUCUGGUUUCAGGCCCUUCGUCCCACACAUUCCCUUUGACUUCCAUGUGUGUGAGAUGGCGUUUCCACGCGUCAAGCCAGCCCCAGAUGAGACGCCCUUCAGCGAAGCUCUGCUCAAACGUAACCAAGACCUUGCCCCAACAUCGGCUGAGCAAGCCUCUAUCCUAUCACUAGUAACUAAGAUAAACAACGUCAUUGACAACCUGAUCGUGGCACCAGGAACCUUUGAAGUACAAUUAGAAGAGGUUCGACAGGUUGGCUCCUACAAGAAGGGGACAAUGACCGCUGGACACAACGUGGCAGAUCUUGUAGUCAUCCUGAAGAUCCUCCCAACGGUGGAAGCUGUCUCAGCCCUGGGUACGAAAGUGGUGGAGACGCUCAGAACACAAGAUCCUGCUGAAGUUCUCACCAUGCUCACCAAUGAAGCUGGCUUUGAGAUCAGCUCCGCCGACGACACCGUGAAGAUUCUUAUCACCACCAUACCCCCUAACCUGCGCAAACUGGACCCGGAACUGCACUUGGACAUCAAGGUCCUGCAGAGUGCACUGGCCGCCAUCAGACAUGCCCGCUGGUUCGAGGAGAACGCUUCCCAUUCCACCGUCAAAGUUUUGAUCCGCUUAUUAAAAGAUCUGAAAAGUCGGUUUGCUGGAUUUGAGCCUUUGACCCCCUGGAUUCUCGAUCUCUUGGGACAUUAUGCGGUCAUGAACAAUCCCUCCAGGCAGCCGCUUGCACUGAAUGUGGCCUACAGGCGAUGCCUUCAGAUCCUUGCAGCUGGCCUCUUCCUUCCAGGCUCUGUUGGGAUUACAGACCCAUGUGAGAGCGGAAAUUUCCGAGUGCACACAGUGAUGACCCUGGAACAGCAGGAUAUGGUGUGUUACACUGCACAGACUCUGAUUCGCAUCCUGUCUCAUGGAGGCUUCAGGAAGAUCCUGGGCUUGGAAGGAGAUGCAAGCGCUCUCGCAACCGAUAUGUCCACCUGGGAUGGUGUCAUUGUGACUCCCUCAGAGAAGGCCUACGAGAGGCUGCCAGAGAGAGAAAAGGGUGAGGAUGAGGAGAGUCCGGAUAUCCCAGAGGGAGCAGAGGAGGAGAGCAUGGAGACGCAGGAGUGACCGGAACAGGUUUUGGCGUUUUUUGGUUCCCCAGCCCAAGGGCAGAAGUUACCGGGUCUAGUUCUGGACCAACCCCCCAGUGUUUGUGUUUCCAGCUUGUGUUGUGACUUAUUUUAUACUGUAGCCAUUUUCAUGAAGACAAUAAAUUUUUAUUUCCACCGUUCAA
Molecule: messenger RNA, 1434 nt
Organism: Pseudophryne corroboree (corroboree frog)
Lineage: Eukaryota; Metazoa; Chordata; Amphibia; Anura; Myobatrachidae
Gene: ILF2
Product: interleukin enhancer binding factor 2
Exons: 15
Coding region: 105-1268 (387 amino acids)
Biological process (GO): positive regulation of DNA-templated transcription
Cellular component (GO): catalytic step 2 spliceosome
Molecular function (GO): DNA binding; double-stranded RNA binding
Source: RefSeq, a predicted model, not a curated record